AUGGUUAAUUAAAAUAAACAAUGGCCUUUAAGUAGAGGAGGCCUCCUCAGACACCCACCACCAAGAUAAAGAAAAGAAACCCCAACACGAACUAGUCUAUCAGUGGCAAAGCAGUGCGGCAACGAUGGCAGCGUCUCCAAUGGAAGGCAAAUGGGUUCAGCUAAAACAGAAAGGAACCGGACCAGGAGCAAGAAGCUCUCACGCCAUAGCUCUCGUAGGCAACAAAGUGUACGCCUUUGGAGGCGAGUUCCAGCCCCGUGUCCCCGUGGACAACCAUCUCCACGUUUUCGACCUCAACACUCUAACAUGGUCCAUCCAAGAAGCUUCAGGGGAGGCACCUCCUCCUAGAGUAGGCGUCGCCAUGGCUGCGGUGGGACACGUCAUCUACUUCUUCGGCGGCCGCGACGAGAAUCACCAGGAGCUCAACGAGCUCUACUCUUUCGACACUUCCACUAACCAGUGGAAGCUCCUCUCCUCAGGGGAGUCAGGUCCUGAGAACCGAAGCUACCACUCCAUCGCUACGGAUUCUCGGAACGUGUAUGUGUUCGGUGGGUGCGGAGUCGAUGGUCGUCUCAAUGAUCUAUGGGCGUACAACGUUGCUGAUGAGAAGUGGGUUAAGUUCCCUUCUCCUGGAGAGGGGUGUAAAGGAAGAGGAGGUCCGGGGCUAGAGGUGGUGGAAGGAAAGAUAUGGGUUGUGUAUGGAUUCACAGGAGAUGAAGCAGACGAUGUUCAUUGCUUCGACAUAGCUAAAGGAGAGUGGAGAGAGGUCGAGACGAGAGGGGAGAAACCCUCUGCGAGGAGCGUGUUUUCGUCUGCGGUUGUUGGGAGACAGAUUGUGAUAUUCGGAGGGGAGGUUGAUCCUAGUGACUUGGGGCACAUGGGAGCAGGGUGUUUCACGGCUGAGGCUUAUGGGCUUGACACGGAGACGUUUGAGUGGAGGAAGUGGGAGGAUGGGUUUGGAUCAGAGGAGGAGGAGCAUCCAGGGGCUAGAGGAUGGUGUGCGUUUGCGGCUGGGUCGAGGGAUGGUAAGGAAGGUUUGUUGGUUUAUGGAGGGAACUCGCCGAGUAAUGAUAGGCUUGGUGAUAUCUUCUUCUUCACUCCAAACUCUUACUAACGUGAUUGGUAACUAAAUAUGGUUUGGUUUGGUGAGUCCAAUGUAUGAUUCUGUGAGCUUUUUUUAAGCCAUGAGUCUGUUACUAAGUUGUUUCUGUUUUGGGUGAAGCUUAUGUUUAUCUACGCUUUUGUAAAAUUUGAAUGAUCAUUGAAGAAUCAUAAAUAAGCAAUGUUCCAAUUAA
Messenger RNA from Raphanus sativus (radish), 1295 nucleotides. RefSeq names its product nitrile-specifier protein 5. The coding region runs from base 125 to 1114 and encodes 329 amino acids. Gene Ontology annotation, biological process: nitrile biosynthetic process. Gene Ontology annotation, cellular component: cytosol; nucleus. The transcript is spliced from 2 exons. Gene Ontology annotation, molecular function: protein binding; enzyme regulator activity. The record is from RefSeq and is a predicted model, not a curated record. Lineage: Eukaryota; Viridiplantae; Streptophyta; Magnoliopsida; Brassicales; Brassicaceae.